This is a messenger RNA of Yarrowia lipolytica CLIB122, 999 nucleotides long. RefSeq lists its product as uncharacterized. Gene Ontology annotation, biological process: (1->6)-beta-D-glucan biosynthetic process; fungal-type cell wall biogenesis. Lineage: Eukaryota; Fungi; Ascomycota; Dipodascomycetes; Dipodascales. Gene Ontology annotation, cellular component: endoplasmic reticulum membrane. The record is from RefSeq and is a predicted model, not a curated record.
AUGAAACUUGCACUGCUCUCGCUGAUAGGCACGGCUCUGGCGACUCCAGCGGUGAUGCUGUCGCACAAGGAGCUGACGGCUUUCGAAAAAUACACCAACAAACAGACAUCCAACAGCAUAUCGGCAGUGGAGCUGGAUCGAGUGGCGCGGAAACUGAUGCACGACUGCUCGGCCAACACCUACGUGGUGGUGAACCAGCCGGGACUCAAGGCCAAGGAUUUCCAGACGGAGUCGGCGUUUCCGUUUCUCAAAAAGCUCCUGGAACGAACCUCCACCAUGUACACAGUGCCCUAUGCUGAUGGAGGCAUUGAGCUGGGCAAGCUGGCCAACUCUGUGGCCAAGCAGUGCGGCGCGGUCAAAAUCGACGUCAAUCUCGACAACAACAUCACUCCUCUGGAGGAGUACAUGGAUACCACCAAGCGAGUAAUCGAGAUCAACUUUGAGCCCCUGCCAAACACAUAUGUCUCUCGACUGGCUGCUCUGGCCGCCAAUGACGAGAUGCUGGAGAAGAUUGUGCGAGCAACGCCCUCGCCGUUCAUUGCGCUCAUUUUGACCUCGCAAAAGGGCGAGGAGGGAGACUUUGAAACCAGAAACCCCGACUUCAAAAUCUUUCCAGGCGUGGCUCGAGCCAAGACUGUGCCUGGAGCGAAGGACAAGUACAAGUACCACAUGGAGCUGCAAAAUGUGCCUGUGGACGAGAAAAAGCUCACUGCCGAGGCGCUCUUGAAGGUCAAGACUCCCCCCACACAUGCUCCUGAGGUGCGCCAGACGGGAGACGGAGAGCUGGUCGACGACAAGCUGCUGCUGAUGAUUGUGGGGUCGGUUGUUGCCAUCCUCCUUUCGCUACUUGUCUUCAACGGUCUUAUGGCGGCCAAACCUGACGUGGUGAAGGUGGACAAGACUGACGCAAAGGUGGAGAAGGCCGUGAAGAAAGAGGUUCAAAAGAAGGAGCGACUAGUGAAUGGACGAGUCGAGCAGCUGAAGCGUGAGACUAGAUAG